Molecule: messenger RNA, 945 nt
Organism: Bacidia gigantensis
Lineage: Eukaryota; Fungi; Ascomycota; Lecanoromycetes; Lecanorales; Ramalinaceae
Exons: 2
Coding region: 1-945 (314 amino acids)
Molecular function (GO): triacylglycerol lipase activity
Source: RefSeq, a predicted model, not a curated record
AUGACCUUGAAUCUGUAUCCCAUCCCAACAACUCCAAUGACCCCUAAGAUGGCCAAUUUUGCCUACAGCAGCACUCUCCCAGAAACACAGGGCGAUCUCGGGCGAGAAAUUCGAGAUGACUAUGCCGUGGUUCGAGAAAGCUAUCAAGUACCUAAAGGCCCGAUAGUGCUCGCCCACGGUCUGCUCGGGUUCGAUGAGUUGCAUGUGGCUGGGAAAUAUUUGCCUGGGGUCCGCUACUGGCGCGGCAUUACAGAAGCUUUCAGAAAAAAUGGUAUUGAAGUCAUUACUGCGUCUGUCCCAGCCUCGGCUUCGAUUGAGGAACGUGCGGUCAAGCUGGGACGAGAUAUCGAACAAAAAGCUCAUGGGAUGAGUGUAAAUAUCAUCGCCCAUAGUAUGGGUGGUCUUGAUGCGAGGUAUAUGAUCAGUCGGCUCAAGCCACCCAAUGUGAAGGUUCUCAGUCUAACGACCGUGGCCUCGCCACAUCGAGGGUCGUAUGUUGCCGAUUACAUAUUUGAUCAAAUUGGUCCACAGCGCUUGCCUUCGAUUUACAAAGUCUUGGAUAAGCUCUCUUUGGAGACGGGUGCGUUCCGUCAAUUGACUAGCAAGUACAUGAAAAAUACCUUUAACCCUGCUACCCCUGAUCUCGAAGGGGUCAAAUACUUUUCAUAUGGGGCUGCUGCAACCCCUGCACCAUUUUCUGCUUUCCGCCAAUCUCAUCAUCUACUCUUUGCACUCGAGGGGCCCAACGAUGGACUCGUCAGUGUCAACAGUAGCCGUUGGGGUCAAUAUCAGGGCACUUUGAUGGAGGUCAGCCACCUGGAUCUGAUCAAUUGGACCAACAGGUUCAGGUGGCUUUUUUGGCAGAUGAUGGGUAACAAGCGUAAUUUCAAUGCAAUAGCACUGUACCUUGACAUCGCUGAGAUGCUUGCUAGAGAAGGUUUCUAG